Neurospora tetraspora is the source of this 1195-nucleotide messenger RNA. RefSeq lists its product as uncharacterized. The transcript is spliced from 2 exons. Gene Ontology annotation, biological process: protein import into nucleus. The record is from RefSeq and is a predicted model, not a curated record. The coding region runs from base 139 to 744 and encodes 201 amino acids. NCBI's taxonomy places the organism in Eukaryota, Fungi, Ascomycota, Sordariomycetes, Sordariales, Sordariaceae. Gene Ontology annotation, cellular component: nucleus. Gene Ontology annotation, molecular function: small GTPase binding; guanyl-nucleotide exchange factor activity.
CACCACCACCACCACCACCAUCACAGCCUGACCAAGAUCGAGUUGCGACAAGUUAAAUUGCCUCCCAAACCUCCCUCACUUUCCCAGCGUUCUUCAUUCAACACCAAGCAGCAAAUUCUAAGAAGACACCAACCCACCAUGACAAACUACAAAUCCACCCCUCUCUUCGGCGGCGCCAUCGUCUGCGACCUCCCCGAACACUUCGCCGACGUCUCCCGUCUGCGCCAAGUCCCCGACAACCAAGAAGUAUUCAUUGACAAGGACGGCUUCACCUCCAUCAUCGUCGAAAUCACCGAGCGCGUCGGCCCCAGCGGCCCAACUUCGCUAGAAGAGGACGGUCGCGCGCUGACCACCCACCUCGAAGAGCUAGUCGGCGACGACGUCGAGACCGUCAAGGUGUGGAACACCACCGAGACGCGGUUUACCAAGCUUGACCCCUCAAUCCCCGCCUACACCCUCAUCGCCACACAAACGCCCAAAGCCUCCUCCGAGUCCGGUUCCCGAAGGGGCAGACAAGCACCCGAUUUCACCGCCCUCAUCCUCACGCUCGUCAGACUGGAGCGCGAGAAGACGGAUAUCCUGGUGACCAUCAACGUGCCGCACAUCAAGGGCGAGUACGACGAGGAGGAGGUGGAUCUGGCGCUGGGCAAGCAGGGGGCGCUGCUGGGCAGCGCGGUGGAGUAUGCGGCGCGGAUUUGGGAGAGUUUUGAGGUGAAGGAUUGGGGGUUGUUUAAUGAGGUUUGAAGAGUUGGGAAGUAGUAGGAGUGGAUGUGGGUGUGGUGGACGUGGAUUAAGGCAAGAUUGUAUGGAUGGAGGAUGGGUAUGAACAAAUUGGUGGAAAGAGAAGGAUAUGGGUUUUUGUGCGGCAGGGAAAUGGAUUAGGUUGGAUUAAGCGAAGGGCUUGGACAAAGGAAUACUCAAGAGGAAGGGAGGGAUACCAGGAGAAUUAGGGGGGCGUUCGAUAUCAACAUGACGGAUCGGUUAUGGUGGGAGGUGGAUGAACGACAACGAUUUAUCAGCUCCCUAAGCGGAGAAGGGUCUUCUUGGCUGAGCUACGACAUCUUUCACGAGACAUGUCCCUUUCUUAUUUCUUCUUCUAGAUAGUAUUUUACACUUUAGGUAGCGAACUGAAUGUCCUCUAAUUUUACACGGCGGGGGGUAUCAAUAUUCUUUCAAGAUCAUACAAGUACAAACA